Messenger RNA from Aspergillus nidulans FGSC A4, 1629 nucleotides. Its product is annotated as AP-1 complex subunit mu. NCBI's taxonomy places the organism in Eukaryota, Fungi, Ascomycota, Eurotiomycetes, Eurotiales, Aspergillaceae. The record is from RefSeq and is a predicted model, not a curated record. Gene Ontology annotation, biological process: vesicle-mediated transport; intracellular protein transport. Bases 178 to 1518 code for a protein of 446 amino acids. Gene Ontology annotation, cellular component: clathrin adaptor complex; clathrin-coated vesicle membrane; Golgi apparatus. The transcript is spliced from 6 exons.
UCUUCACCUCGAAUCUUUCUAUAAACGGACUUUCUGCCUCCCCAACCGGCUCCGCCCCGGUUCAGCGCAUCCUAUCUUCCCUACCUAGUCGACUAGUGGAUUCGCUGGCCUCAAGCCGCCCAAGAGCUCCUGACCUCCAUCUUCACCUCUCCUUCCACUCCUGCUCGGUCAUCCGCGAUGGCAUCGGCGGUUUUCUUCCUAGAUCUGAAGGGCAAGACUCUUCUAGCCCGAAACUAUCGCGGAGACAUUCCAAUGUCCGCCGUCGAGAAAUUCCCCAUCCUCCUCAGUGACGCCGAAGAAGAAAGCUCCGCGGUACCUCCGUGCUUCUCGCACGAAGGAAUUAAUUACCUCUAUAUCCGUCACAGUAACCUCUAUAUCCUCGCCUUGACCAAGAAAAACACCAAUGCGACGGAAAUCCUGCUCUUUCUCCACAAGAUCGUCGAGGUUUUCACGGAGUACUUCAAGGUGCUGGAGGAGGAGAGUAUCCGGGACAACUUCGUCAUUAUUUACGAGUUGCUCGAUGAGAUGAUGGAUUUUGGAUACCCUCAAACAACAGAGAGCAAGAUCCUACAAGAGUACAUCACACAAGAAUCACACAAGCUGGAAGUUCAGGCCCGACCACCUAUCGCCGUCACAAAUGCAGUCUCUUGGCGAAGUGAAGGCAUCCGCUACCGCAAGAACGAAGUUUUCCUCGAUGUGGUUGAAUCUCUCAAUCUCCUCGUAUCCGCGACUGGAAACGUGCUACGGUCAGAGAUUCUGGGCGCUAUCAAGAUGAAGUGUUAUCUGAGCGGAAUGCCGGAGCUCCGUCUCGGCUUGAACGACAAGGUCAUGUUCGAGACAACCGGUCGGGCAUCGCGGGGUAAGGCCGUCGAGAUGGAGGAUGUGAAGUUUCAUCAAUGUGUCCGGCUGUCUCGGUUCGAGAAUGACCGCACAAUCAGCUUCAUCCCGCCGGAUGGAGAGUUCGAGCUAAUGAGCUACCGUCUGAACACACAAGUUAAGCCACUUAUCUGGGUUGAAUGUUUGGUAGAGUCGCACUCUGGUUCCCGAAUUGAGUACAUGUUGAAGGCCAAAGCCCAAUUCAAACGCCGCAGCACGGCCAACAACGUCGAAAUCCUUGUCCCCGUCCCGGACGAUGCUGACUCCCCUCGCUUCCGCACAAACAUCGGCACAGUCCACUACGCGCCUGAAAAGUCCGCCAUCGUUUGGAAGAUAAAGCAGUUCGGCGGCGGCAAGGAGUUUCUUAUGCGCGCAGAACUGGGCCUCCCCUCCGUCAAGGGCGACGACGAGCUUGGUGGCGGUAUGACCGGUGGCUUUGGCGGGAGUAUGGGCGGUACUAUGCAGGGGAAGGCAAAGAGGCCGAUUAAUGUCAAAUUUGAGAUUCCCUAUUUCACAACUAGUGGAAUUCAGGUGCGGUAUUUGAAGAUCACAGAGCCGAAGUUACAAUAUCCAUCUCUGCCUUGGGUCCGGUACAUCACGCAGUCGGGGGAUAUUGCUGUCCGAAUGCCGGAUGUACAAUGAUGUAAAACUUCCUUUUCUCUUUCCUUUAUUUUACCUUCUACCUACAUCACUUCACGCGUUAUACAUACAGUAGUUGAGCUGGAAUUGAAAUAGAUGGACCAUACCUUUUAA